Messenger RNA from Ruditapes philippinarum (Manila clam), 829 nucleotides. RefSeq lists its product as uncharacterized. Gene Ontology annotation, biological process: negative regulation of stress fiber assembly. The record is from RefSeq and is a predicted model, not a curated record. The coding region runs from base 191 to 829 and encodes 212 amino acids. NCBI's taxonomy places the organism in Eukaryota, Metazoa, Mollusca, Bivalvia, Venerida, Veneridae. Gene Ontology annotation, molecular function: protein binding. The transcript has 2 exons.
UUUGUUUUAUUUUAAGUUCAAGAAAGUGUUAGCUCUAUCUGGGACAAAAAAUAACUUGUCCCUGAGGCAUUAUGGACAAUAUUGUGGAAUACCAAUACAUCUUUUUAGACAUUAUGACUGAAUAAAAAAAAUAUAAGAAUUUGUAAGUUAUGAAACUCCUGGAAAUAAUCUUCUGGACAAAGUUUAAAUUAUGACUUAUUCCAAAAUGCCUCUCAGAACACUCAAGUGGCCAAAGCACUUUGGCUUUGAUAUAGUUGGGCAAGGCCCAUGUUUUGUUUUACAUGUUGAAAGAGGAAGUAUUGCUUACAAUUCAGGACUACAGUGUGGUGACCAAAUACUUGAACUUGAUGACCAAGAUGUUACAAACAUGUCAGCGGAGGCACUGAAGACACUUGCCAAGCACAGCCGGAGUCAGCCGCCAACCCUUGGUGUGGUGUCUCGGAUACUUCACGUUGAUGUGGUAGGGAAUAAGUCGGUGGGACUGGGGAUGGUGGUCAGUGACAGUAAACCUGUACAUGUGUGGACUGUGGAGAAUAAUGGACCAGCUCACGUGAUGGGAAUAAGACCAGGUGAUGUGAUAGCUGAAGUCAAUACAAACCCAGUGUAUUCAGUGGAUGAUUUGAAACCAUACCUUGGUAGUUAUUCAAGGAGGGUAACUCUCUCAAUUAUCCCCCUAGGCAAGUACGCCCAACCAUCUGUCCCUGCUAAGACUGAUCCUCCAGAGACCAAUGGGAAACAAGUAUCUGAAGGGAGCAGAGUUAAGAGAGCCAAAGACCUGCAUGACAAGGUACUGAUUGUACUUGUUUCAUUUAUUUCUAGUCUGUUUUAA